Molecule: messenger RNA, 2870 nt
Organism: Ectocarpus sp. CCAP 1310/34
Lineage: Eukaryota; Phaeophyceae; Ectocarpales; Ectocarpaceae
Source: the annotation of a GenBank genome assembly
GUCUGAGAUUGUUUCUCCCUCCGUCGUUGACCCGAGCGAUUCUCGUGAAGUUGUGAUCAACCCCCUCAUCCCCCAGAACCAUUUGCCUCUCAUGGAUAUGAGCAUGUUCCUUGGUGUUGGCCUGAUGGAUGGAAAAGACUCGGUCCCACAGGAUGAUUUUUUUCCGGAUGCGCUUGAUGCUUGCGAUUCCGCAACACCCCCUCCCCCCGCGUUUCCCGUGAUGAGUGAUGACUUGGAGUGCCUGAAAGGUUUUGUUGCUGGAUGCAGUGAGCAGCAGACCGUAGCUCCCCCCUCUCUCUCGCAUGCCUUGGCGAUUAUCGCCCCCGGUGCUUCCCCAUUUUCGGUAGGAAAAUCCACGCCCACCAUCGACAUUAAUUUGUUCCAUGCCUCCACCGGCCAUGUCAACGAAUUCUUGAUGCGUGAAACGGCCAAGCAGCAGGGCGUACGAUUGGUGGGGGAGAUGCAGCCGUGUGUGGGCUGCGUGGAAGCGAAGGGUAGGCGGGCCCCGGUGCCGCGGCGUGGCACCCGCGCGGCGGUACCGUUCGGCAAAAUCCACAUCGACCUCACGGGCCCGUUCUCUGACGCGUUGGACGGCUCCCGGUAUCUGAUCAUGUUCGUGGACAGCGCAUCGCGGUGGCAACGGGGGUACGGGAUGCGGGCCAAGAGCGACACCCUGAAGUUCGUGCAGCGGUUUCUCGCCGACAUGAACGGCAUGGGCACUCCGGGGUGUUUCCGCAUGGACAACGGCGGCGAGUUCACCGGCUCCGCGUUCACCUCGUUCUGCGACGCUGCUGGCAUUCGGCGCGAGUACACCGCCCCCGACACCCCCAAGCAAAACGCGGUGGUCGAGAGCGCCAUUUGGCGCGCCAUGAAGGGGGGCCACGCCGCUCGCCGCCACAUCCUUGCCAUGGGCCACGUCGACCUCUCCUCCGUCCCCAACGUCGGCCGGUUUCUCGCCGACAUGAACGGCAUGGGCACUCCGGGGUGUUUCCGCAUGGACAACGGCGGCGAGUUCACCGGCUCCGCGUUCACCUCGUUCUGCGACGCUGCUGGCAUUCGGCGCGAGUACACCGCCCCCGACACCCCCAAGCAAAACGCGGUGGUCGAGAGCGCCAUUUGGCGCGCCAUGAAGGGGGGCCACGCCGCUCGCCGCCACAUCCUCGCCAUGGGCCACGUCGACCUCUCCUCCGUCCCCAACGUCGGCGUCAACGGACAUCGCCUGUGGCUCGCGUCGGCGCUGUGGGCAUCCGCCUGCUUCAACCGCUCGGCGACGAAGGCCAACCUGGGCUGGAUGUCUCCGUUUGAGGCGUUCUUCGGCCGGAAACCGCCCCUCACCGUCGUCCCUUUUUUCCAGGAGGGGAUGAUGCGCGUGAAGCGGGCUACCAAGGCGGACGUCCAAUCCGCGCGGUGCUUCUACUUGCACGGCGCCAACAACCACUCGACGUCUACCGCUGUCGUUCUUCGCGCUGACACCGGUCGCCUCGCCCUCACCAACAACGUCGUGUGGGUCAACCGCCGGGCAGGAGCGCCGGCCCCGGUGCCGGGCAUCGGGGGGGGUUCUUCGGUCACCGCGGCGCCCUCGCCGGGCGCCGCCGUACCUGCGGCCGCUGCCGCACCGCCGCCGCCCCCGUCGACAAGGAUGUACACAUACAUCCCGCCUGCACCACCGACCACCACACCGCCGCCGCCCGCUUCUCCGCCGAUCUUCACAGGAUCAUCAGCCCCGUCGCCGAUCUCCACGGCGUCGUCGAGUGCACCGCCGUCCACCGUAGCCACGCCGCCCCGUCCACCGCCGACACCACCGCCCGCAAGCGCCGCCGCUCCCGCUCCCCAUCACCCGCCGCUUUCACAGCGAGCCGUCAGAGAGUUGGGCGAGAAGGAAACCAGGGUACAUGGCCGUACGCGCGGCGACCGAGUGCGCUUCAUGGAUGAGCAACAGCAACCGCCGUCGCCGUCAGGUGGCGGCACCGCUCUCCACCACCGCCUUGGACUGUUGGCGAUGAUGGACAAGGACUCCCUCAUCUCGUCGCUGGCCACCCGCGAGGCCGUCGACCAAGGACGGUGUGACCCACCGCCUCCGCCGCCGCCGGAUCCGAGCUUUGGAGGCCGUGAGAGCGGGGGGGCAGUGGGAGCUGGGGGGCCCGUGGAUUCCGGGGGGGGGGGGAGACCGCAGAUGUUCGCAACGAUGUUCGCCACCCGUGAGGAUGUGGACGCCGCACUUCGCGCCGAGCGCCCGCCCGACAAGAUGCCUGACCUUCCGCACUGCAUGGCCAGCGACCUCCGCGAGCCGAAGACGUUCAACGAGGCCAUGCGGUCUCAACAUUCAGAGUUAUGGAAUGAUGCAAUCGGUCGAGAGUUUUUCGGUUUGUUGGAUGCAGGAACUUUUAGUCCGGUGUAGCAACCAGUAGAGAACGCCAUCAAUGCUAAGUGGGUCUUUAACUGUAAGGCAGACGAGUACGGAUGGCCGACGAAAUUCAAGGCAAGACUUGUAGCGCGGGGGGACAUGCAGAGGGCUUCGAUUGAUUUUGGAGAAUUGUUUGCACCCACCGUAUCAGUGUCUAGUGUGCGCUUGUUGGCAGCAUUAGCAUGUGAGCAGAAUCUUGACUUGUGCCAUUUCGAUAUUCAGCAGGCUUUUGUGCAGUCUGAGCUUGAUGAGGAUGUUUUCAUGCGCUUACCGCAGGGGUGUGGUAGGUUAUCUGGCUUGAUCGUGAAGCUAUGCAAGAGUCUGUAUGGUUUGAAGCAGGCAUCACGACAUUGGCAUGCGCACCUGACGAGGUGUUUGUUACUUUUAGGUUUUUUGCAGUGUCUGGCGGAUGCAUGUGUUUUUCGAUUGAUGGAGGAGGGUCAUGUGAUCAUGAUCAUCGUCGUCC